AAAGACGAAAUCAUAAUUUAGUCAGAGGCUUUUGCCCUAAAUCAUGAGCAAAACCAAACCAAAAUGAGAAAAAACCAAGGAACAGGAAUGAAACACUCAGAGAACUAAUCCAGCACAAUUCCAAUAAGGUGCAGAUCCAGUGUAAGUAUUUUUGGGGAGUAGCUUUGGAUGUGCAUUAGAUAAAAUAAACAUGUUAAAUUCUGGGUGGACAGUGCCUGUGACACAAAAAUUAAAGGCACAAAUUGGGAGGGUUUGAAUUGAAACUGGGAGGUCCUUGCUUUACAUGUGCUGUCCAGACUAAAUUCCACUGCAAUUUAAAACACUGACAAUUAAUUAACAAUACAAUAACAGUGAUUAUUAAGAGUUUCAUUAAUUUAAAACUGUCCUCAAGGAGCCCUUGGAGCCUCACUGGAGGAAGGGAGGAUACCUUCCAAAUGGCUUGUUUUCCCCAGUAAGUUAAUUCUUGUAGGAAAAACUAAGAAGCCAGUUUGUAAAUACUGGAAAUAAAAUAGCUGAAGUUUGCUGUAUAAAACUUUAAAACAUAAAACCCUAUGUUGAACUGCAUCUGCAGUUUAAAAUUGCUGCUUUUGGCAGCAAGCUAGUUCUCUCCCAGCAUGAGCAAUUUAUUCCUGAUCUGACUGAUAAAAGAAGGCAAUAAAGCUACAUGAACACUAAAUGACUCCUAUUUCCUGAGGAGAAAUUAGUCUGUUCCCAUGAUACACCAAAGAUAACUUUGGUGUUCCUUUUGUAAUGUUUUUUCCGUGGUCAUUGAUAGUUCUCUGACUUGUGCACUUGCAAUGGGUCACGAAGAUUUUUGGAGGCAUUCUGUGGUGGAUGGAAAUCAACUUUCUUGUCUUUGCUAAGAAUGCCUGUAAAUGUAGCCUAAAUUCAUAGAAUUUAAUUUAAAUCUAAUAUGAUUUAAUAUGAAGGGCAGUACUGAGGAGAACUUUGUGUUCAGGUGGGUUGUGUGAUGGAAGAAGGAUCUGUUUGCCUAAGGAAGGGCAGGAUAUUUACUUAAUUGCUUGCAGAGUCCUUGUCUUGCCUGGAACUACCCAAAACAAACAUUAAGAAACAAAUUACUAAAUACUUAUUGAUCAGAGGAAUUAUUUAUUGUUUGUACUACUGGGAAUAAUCCUCUGAAAAUAUUUUUAAAAUACCGCUAACAUCUGAUUUGUUGUAUAUUUGUAAGAACUGGUUUUUCCUCAUUGCUGUUCUUUACUGUGUGUCAGUGGUGGCUCAAGCUGUGUUCUUUGAGCUCUGUGCAAAUUAUUUUAUGAUGUUAGAGAUUCUAAUGAGUGUUUUUUACAUCUGGAUGGAACCUUCCACGAAGCAAGAUGCGUUCUUUAAAAUAAUCCUGACGCUUUUUCUCUCUUAAAGCUGCUCCAGGUUUACAGUGGAGUCACCUGGGUGCAGGUUAUACCUUAUCCUUAAAAACACAUGACACUGGGAAUCCUCACUGGUAAUUUUAGUUUCUUUUUCUCGCUGUUUUUUUUUUUUUUCUCCUUUUCCAAGCGGUGAAGAAUUUUAGAACUUCAAGUACUUCCUAAUCCAUGAAUUUCCACCUGAGAGUAAAACAAGUUAAAACGCAGCCGGGCGUUACUUGGCAUUCCAUGCCAGGGAUGGAUUUCACGGAAGCCUAUUCCGACCGGUGCUCGGCCGUGGGCCUUGCGGCCAGAGAAGGAAACGUUGAGAUACUGAGGGAAUUGAUCAGUCGGGGAUACAGCGUCGAUGUCCCGGAUAACAGGAGGUGGCUGCCCAUCCACGAAGCGGCAGCGCACAAUUCCAGUGAGUGCCUGAAGCUGCUCAUUGAUACAGCUCCAGGCGAUGACUACAUCCACUCGAGGACGUUUGAAGGGAUGUGUGCUCUGCACCUCUCGGCCCGUCACGGCUCUCUGGAAUGUCUCCGGCUUCUCCUGGAAGCUGGGGCUGAUCCCGACAACGUCACCACCGAAUCUGCCACCACCCCACUCUUCCUAGCUGUUGAAAAUAAACAUGCAGAGGUUGUCAAGUUCCUGCUCCAACACGGAGCAAAUAUUGAAGGUUCUCAUUCUUGGUCUGGAUGGAAUUCUUUGCACCAAGCUUCCUUUCAGGGUUCCACUGACAUAAUGCAGAUGCUCCUGGAGAAAGGGGCCAGCAAGGACUGUCGUGAUGACUUUGGGAUCACCCCUCUGUUUGUGGCUGCUCAGUAUGGCCAGCUGGAGAGUCUGAGGCUGCUGCUGUCCCACGGUGCAGACGUCAACUGCCAGGCCAAGGACAGGGCCACUCCCCUGCUGAUUGCUGCGCAGGAGGGACACCUGGAUUGUGUGAAGCUGCUGCUGACUGCAGGGGCAGACCCAAACCUCUACUGCAACGAGGAUAACUGGCAGUUACCCAUCCAUGCAGCAGCUGAGAUGGGCCAUGCAAAGAUACUGGAGCUGCUGAUUCCCGUCACUGACCGGAUCUGUGACAAGGGUGAGGGCAAAGUGAGCCCCGUGUACUCGGCGCUCUACGGCGGGGACGGGGAGUGCCUGGAGAUGCUGCUCAAGCAGGGCUUCAGCCCAGAUGCUCAGGAGUGCCUGGACUUCAGCUGCAGGUCCCCCAUGUGCAUGAUUUUCCAAAAGCAGUAUUAUCAGUUCACUGAUGUCCUUCUGAAAUAUGGCAUCACCCUGCGUGGGAUCAACUUGGCACACUGCCUGUGCCAUAAGAAGUUUGCUCUGUUCCGGCGCUUCCUGAGGUCUGGCUGCUCCCUGCCCUCAGAGGAGGAAUUAACAGACUUCAUCCUCUCCAGCAGCACGGUGCAGAAGGAAUACAAGGAAUGGCUGCCCUGCCUGCUCCUGGCUGGCUUCAACCCCGUGAAUUUCAUGCACAAGUUCUGGAUUUUCUCCAUGAGUGAGGAUGUCCUUAAUUUUGUCCUGGAGUUCAUGAAUUGGAGCAGACUUCCUCCAACUGUGGAGCAACACCUUUCCCAAUACAAGGAGAAGUUCACUUGGACUUCCAAGAGCCAUUUUGCCUUCCUUCCUUCCCUGUCCCACCUGUGCCGCCUGGAGAUCCGGUCCCUGCUGGGCAGCGAGCGCCUGCGCUCGGAGCGCGUGAUCCGGGAGCUGCCGCUGCCAGCCUGCCUCCAGGACUACCUGCUCUACCUGGAUGUGCUGCGAGCCAACAGUGUCCCAGAGCUGCAGGAUUGCCUGGAGCAGGGAGAGGAGGGAGCUCCUUCCAGUCCUUCCCAGGAUGGGGAAGAGGGACAGCAGUGACAGCGGUGCUCCGUGAGAGCGGUGUCAGUGCCCGGACUCUGCAGCUGCAGGUCUUGUAAUGGGAAUCAGGAGACACGGCAGGAGAACUGCUGUAAAUGUCUGUUCUCCUCCCGUGUAAUCAUUCUUUUCACACUGUAGUUUUGUACUACAUCUAGAAAUUUCCUAUGGGCUCUAUGAUUUGCUUGUUUAAAAUCUGUAGCUCCGUAAGUGAACAUUUUCUGUUUCUUUUCUAACUCUUGGGAAGUAAAAUGAGCUUUUUCAGUGAACACAGCUUACAGAGUAGUCAAAAUCUGUCCAUUGACACUUUAUUCCAACUACAGCAUUUACCAAAUGAAA
Molecule: messenger RNA, 3566 nt
Organism: Passer montanus (Eurasian tree sparrow)
Lineage: Eukaryota; Metazoa; Chordata; Aves; Passeriformes; Passeridae
Gene: ASB3
Product: ankyrin repeat and SOCS box containing 3
Exons: 10
Coding region: 1551-3230 (559 amino acids)
Biological process (GO): intracellular signal transduction
Molecular function (GO): protein binding
Source: RefSeq, a predicted model, not a curated record